Drosophila innubila is the source of this 1008-nucleotide messenger RNA. It is a transcript of the gene Prosalpha3, whose product is annotated as proteasome subunit alpha type-4. The record is from RefSeq and is a predicted model, not a curated record. Gene Ontology annotation, biological process: ubiquitin-dependent protein catabolic process. Bases 120 to 908 code for a protein of 262 amino acids. Gene Ontology annotation, cellular component: cytosol; proteasome core complex, alpha-subunit complex; nucleus. NCBI's taxonomy places the organism in Eukaryota, Metazoa, Arthropoda, Insecta, Diptera, Drosophilidae. The transcript has 3 exons.
ACUAAAAAAAUUAAUGACAACUCUGUUCGGCAAUGACAAGUAAAUUUGCAGGGAACAACACUCGAAGCCGCAUAUCGCUUAAUUUUCUAAUAAAUUGUUAGCAUUGAAAUUGAUACAAAAUGGCGCGUCGCUAUGAUUCCCGUACUACGAUUUUCUCGCCUGAGGGACGUCUUUACCAGGUGGAGUACGCAAUGGAAGCCAUAUCCCAUGCUGGCACAUGUCUUGGUAUUUUGGCCGAAGAUGGAAUUGUGCUUGCAGCCGAAUGCCGCAGCACAAAUAAGUUGCUAGACAACGCCAUUCCAUCAGAAAAGAUUUACCGGCUGAAUGAAAACAUGGUGUGCUCAGUGGCGGGCAUUACGUCUGAUGCGAAUGUGUUAACCUCUGAGCUGCGUUUGAUAGCACAACGCUACCAGUUCAGCUACGGCGAGGUGAUUCCAUGUGAGCAACUCGUCUCCCACUUGUGCGAUGUGAAGCAGGCGUAUACUCAGUAUGGUGGCAAGCGUCCAUUCGGCGUCUCUUUGCUCUACAUGGGCUGGGACAGCAAGUACGGCUACCAGCUGUAUCAGUCGGAUCCUAGCGGCAACUAUGGUGGCUGGAAGGCCACUUGCAUUGGCAACAACUUUGGUGCCGCCAUCUCGAUGCUGAAGCAGGAGCUGUCAGAUAAAGAAAACAUUAAGCUAGAGGAAGCCAAGGAUUUGGCCGUCAAAGUUCUUAGCAAAACUUUGGAUACCACAAAGUUAACUCCAGAGAAGGUUGAAAUGGCCACCCUUCAGCGUAUAAACAAUACCACAGUGUACAGUGUGCUCGAGAAACCCGAUGUGGAGAAACUGAUUGAGAAGUACAAUAAGUUGGAGGCUGAAGCAGAGGCCGCCAAGAAGGAGAAGCAAGCUCAGCAGUCGAAAUCCUAAGCAGCCAGUUAGCAUGCAAAAAUCUAUAAUUAUAAUGAUGGCAACCUGCGUUAAUUUUGUACAUGUAUGAAAUAAAAUUUCAAAAUUGGGGUAAAGAAAA